Molecule: messenger RNA, 2277 nt
Organism: Neurospora hispaniola
Lineage: Eukaryota; Fungi; Ascomycota; Sordariomycetes; Sordariales; Sordariaceae
Product: MFS general substrate transporter
Exons: 9
Coding region: 424-2238 (604 amino acids)
Biological process (GO): transmembrane transport
Cellular component (GO): plasma membrane
Molecular function (GO): transmembrane transporter activity
Source: RefSeq, a predicted model, not a curated record
CGCCGAUUUGCGCUAGUUUGCGUUACUUUAACUUUGCGUCCCUCAAGGUCCGGCAGUGCGGGUGGAUCGGCGCCGUGCAUAAGCUUAUUCCGGCGUCAUCACGUCGAAUCCACCGUCUACUACGCCAACCCGGAACUAGAACGGUGAUCGAGACGCUCGAAGGGUUAGGCGGGGAAGCAAAGUCGGGGAAGGAAAGGGGGGCGCCCUCGACCGAAUUCCAUACGCGAUUUUCUUCUGCUUCUUGGCCAUGUUGAUCUCGGGGACAUCAAGGGACACCGGGCCAUCAAGGGACACCGGCCAUAAGGGACAUCGGCCAUCAAGGGACACGCUCGUCAUUAGCUAAGCCAAGCCCUUUGCAAUGAGAUGCGUGGGACUGAGUUAAGCAGGAGGGAUGUAGCGACCUGACAUUUCGCCCCGAACGAUAUGGGGCUUACUCAACAACAAAUCUGGACUCAUGGGCAUUUCGUGGUAUUUGAAGGAGGGGGGACAAGAAUUGUGCGCCGUCUGAAUCUUCACUUCCUGCCACCAGCACCAAACAUGGACAAAGAAACCAACACCCCCGACGAGGUCUUGGGGUCAGCUGAGAAGUCCAUGAAUGUGACGAGCAAAACGUCUAAUGACGACACCAAGACCCACGAGUUCAAUGAGCAGACCAACUAUGUCCCAAAGAGAACCAUCAUCACGAUAUUCCUCGCCUGCGCGGGCGUCGACCUUUUGGCACUCAUAGACCAAACCACGCUCGCGACCAGCUUGUACAUCAUCGGCAACGCCCUGGGGUCCACCUCGCAGGUCUCGUGGAUAGCCAACGGUUACUUCAUAACCUCAACCGUCGGCCAGCUGUUGUACGGGCGGCUGUCGGACAUUUGGUCGCGCAAAGUCAUCCUCCUCACCGGCCUCGCCAUCUUCUUCCUCGGAUCCCUGGCCUCGUCACUGGCGCAGUCCGUGCUGCAGCUGACCAUCUUCCGUGCCUUUACUGGCAUCGGCGGCGGCGGGCUGAUGACGGUCGCCCAGCUGAUUGUGAGUGAUGUGGUCCCGCUAAGGGAGAGGGGGAAGUACCAGGGCAUUAUUGGUGCCGUAGUGGCUAUUGCCAAUGGUAUUGGCCCCGUGAUUGGCGGUGCGCUGUCGUCCAAGUCGGAGGACUCGUGGCGAUGGAUCUUCCGCAUCAACAUGCCCCUGACUGUGCUUACCACUUUGGGCGUGGUGUUCUUCAUGCCACUGAAGAAGGUCCAGGGUGACUGGAAAGUGAAGCUCAAGGCAGUGGAUUUCAUCGGCAUCUUGGUGGCCUUGGCCGGCACGAUAGUUCUGAUGUUGGGGCUCACCUGGGGUGGAGGUGAAUAUCCCUGGGAGUCAGCUCAUGUGAUCGCGACGCUGGUUACCGGUUUUGUGGCAUGCGUUGCCUUUGUGUUAUGGCAAUGGAAGGGUCCACGAUAUCCUCUUGUUCCCCUUCACAUCUUCAAGUCCAAGAUCGUGAACGGGGCUUGCAUCACCAUGGCAAUCAACGGCUGGAACUUUGUCGUGCAAGUCUACUACAUCCCGUCCUUCUACCAGCUGGUGUACGAGUACUCGGCAACGAGGGCCGGUGCCAUGCUGCUGCCCGUCACAUUGGUCCAAACGGCAGGCAGCACUCUGUCCGGUCUUGUGGUCCACUGGAUCGGUCGCUACCGCGAGUCCAUCCUUUUCGGGUGGGUUUGCUGGGCCGUUGGCCUGGGCUUGAUGUCAACUCUUGAUGAGACUACGGGGAUUGGGAAGCAGAUCGGGUACUCGAUCCUCAUCGGAGUAGGCGUUGGGAAUACGUUGCAGCCUGCUUUGAUUGCCGUCCAGGCGGGCGUGGCUAGACGUGACAUGGCUGUCGUCACCUCAUUCCGCAAUUUCGUGAGAAAUCUUGGCGCCACCAUUGGCCUCGCCGUUUGUGGAACAAUCAUCAAUAAUGUUCUGGCUGGAUCUUUGGGGUCUCUCGACAUCGACCAUGACGCAUCCAAAGCUCUUUUAAGUAACCCACAGAUGUAUCUAAGGACCGUCUCCGAGGCCGAAGCCGACAGAAUCCGUGGUGUCCUGAUUCCCGCGUAUAGAAAGGGGUUCCGCAUCAUAUUCAUGACUGGGGCAGCUCUUUGCGCACUGGCGUUUGUCAUUGCCUUCUUCAUGCUGCCUCAGGUCGAAUUGUCUCGCCCAGAUGAUGAGAAGCUCAAGGAGGAGGGGCGCAAGGCGGAUGAGGAUAAAAAGCGACAAGAUUCAGCAUAGACCGUAGUCUAUCGUAGCGAAAAUACAAGGGCAGCAUCU